This is a messenger RNA of Beauveria bassiana ARSEF 2860, 1731 nucleotides long. RefSeq lists its product as uncharacterized. The transcript is spliced from 3 exons. Bases 1 to 1731 code for a protein of 576 amino acids. The record is from RefSeq and is a predicted model, not a curated record. Lineage: Eukaryota; Fungi; Ascomycota; Sordariomycetes; Hypocreales; Cordycipitaceae.
AUGCGUUCCUGCCUACCCUCGCCUCGGCUGUUCGCUCGCCUACGUGAGCAAAUCUGGCGAAACCAGCACGACAACUUGACAUCUUCUUCUACCGAUAUGGAAGUUACAAAAAACUUCAUAGUCAGAGACAGAAGACUCAAGAUGUGGCAUGGUUUCUGCGGCAUCUUGUUGAUUGCAGUCAUCUACCUCACCAGUGACUUGCUCAUCUGGGGGUUAAGUCGGGCUCUUGCACCAGCAAAUGCCGAAUUCCUCUCCUCCGUCUUAGGUAUGCUACUUGUUUUCGUCGCUAUGAUGAUUCUAUACGCCAUCAUACCCAGCUUGGACGGGUUUUACGAAAAGCAUCUCAAAGCCAAGGUCGACUUUAUCAACCGGCAUAUGGGUGCAGCUUUUGCAAUACCCAUGGUAAUGGUGGCAGGAGACUCCAAGAUGCCCCUCAAGACCAUUGCCUUGGUGAUCGGGGUUUUCGUGGCGAAUUCGCUCGUGGGAUGGACUAUCGUCUUUCUGGUAGCCAAAUUGACACAUUUCAUCACCAAGAGGACUGUUCAAUUACUUCGUCCGGCUGCCCGAACGGAUGCCGGUUUUCGAAUGGUUGAAAAGACCUCCAGCCGCAACAUAGUCGCGCAGCAGCACUCUGAUAGCUUCACGAGCAGCGAUUACUGCGAAGCUGCUUCUCUGCGCCAGUCUCUAAUUUGGUAUUGGAUUUGUGAAUUAUGGCCCGUCGCUCUCUCGCUGCUGGCCGGAAUCACCGUUGGCUUGCCCAUCGCCGUUGCUGUUGGGGAUCCUCGAAUUGCUGACGGCUGCGCCCUUUGGUUUUUUUGGAUCGGUUCAGUCACUCUACAACGGGUUAUGAAGCAACAAGCAAAGAAUCACGAAAGAGCACCUAGAACUCUUGGAAUUCUGGCCACGCUAGCCAACCCAGUCAUGUUUACAAUUCUCCUCAUGAUGGCCUACACCCGCGCAAAGGCAUAUUCCAUGUCGAUCAACAUCUCCGAGGUCCUCUACAAGCUCAGUAGCGGACUCCAGCUAUACACAGUGUGGUCUCUUGGCGCCGAACAGAGCCCUGAAUCUGGGCAUCAUUGGUUUGGUGCCGGCGAUGCUGCACUGUCCAUGCUUGGCUGCGGCUUCGUCGUCUGGGGCUUCAAGCUCUUUGAGUGCCGCCGCCAGCUUUUCAGCGCUUCCGGCAUCGUUACCAUCUUUGUGAGCUUGGUUGUUGCCGUUGGUAAUGUGUUCUUGGGCACUUACGCAGGAUUGCUCAUGGGCCUCGAUCGACCAGAGGCCCUAGCCUGCGCAGCCCGAAUGACGACGUUGGCUUUGGCCAUCCCAGCCAUGAAGAAUGUCGGGGGUAAUACAAGCCUCACCGUCGCGCUCAUGAUAACCAACGGCAUCCUCGGCCAGCUUGUUUACCCUCAAUCUCUCGACGGCACGAAGGCUGGCCACAACCAGCUGAAGCGCAAGACGUCGACGGAUAGCUGCGAGUCCACCGAGACAGUCAUGCUGAGCCCCGCCGUCUUGCCGGCAGAUGAGGGCGACGACCAAGUGGACAGCACCGACACUGUUGCCGCGGGUAUUGCCAUUGGCAUCAACGGCGCAGCCAUGGGCGUGGCGUACCUGUACGAGCACAAGUCCCGCUCCGCCCCGUAUGCUGCGCUCGCUAUGACCACGUACAGCGUCGCGACAGUUAUAUUCAUCGCGAUUCAACCCUUUAAGGAUGCGCUGCUGAGGUUGGAGUAA